CAGCCGCCUACUGUCCCCCUCUCCUCUCUGCCUUUGCUUGUGCUCCUUCUUCUCCUCCCUCCUCGCACGCACCGGACAUCGAAAAGCCCUCCUUCCUCUUCUCCCAGGCCCCCCUCUCCCUCCCCUUGGCUCCUGCGCGCAGCGUACGGUGCCCGGGUCCUGCCCCUGGCGAAAUGACACAGGAUAAUCGCUCCCUGCCGCCCGGUCGCCAUGCCCUCCCUCCCAACAGCGCGGCUCCCUUGAAUGAUCUCUCCCUCAAUUUUACUCAGAACUACAUUCCACACCAUCUGCAAGGGGGCCAACAGGAAUUCCCCGCCGAACGCUCCCUUGCCCCUGGCAACUUUCCCUCCCAGGGUGGCCUGCCGUAUAACCAGUUCUCCGAUGCCGGGCCCCAGCACCUGAACCCCGGGGUAUGGACCCCCCAUCCGCCGAAGGCCUCUCUGGCUCAGGAGUCCGGGCAUCACCAGCACCACAGCCGUUUCUUGCAGACGACCACCCGCCCGCGCGAUGCCCAUGAUGCCCAUGCUCAGCACCUGUCCAAGGAGGCUGUCUACCAGGGUUCCUUUCAGCAACAUCCGCAGCAGCAGCAACAUCAGCAGCAGCAGCAGCAGCAGCAGCAGCAGUACCAGCAGUCCCAUCAAUAUCAGCUGGAGCAGCUGUACCAGCAGUCGCAGGCUGGCGGAUUGCCGGGCCACCAGCACGGUCUGUCCCUGCCGCCGGCCAUGCAAUCGCGCCAGCAGCUCAUCGACGCAUCGCAGGCCCACCUCUUGGACGCCCUGCAGAGGCAAGUGCGCCAGCCAGUGGAUGAGUCCCAGUUUGUGGAUUCUCACCUGCGUUUGGAGCAGUACCCUGCUCCUGGAAGCGAUGCCGCCGCACACCAUGGGGCGUACUUUGAGGGGCAGUUUGCCGGCCGGCCUGGCACUUCGCUUGGCCUUCCUCCUCAGCAGCAGCUGCCAACCUCCUCGCCCCCAGGCUACGCGUCUGGUGCUUCGUCACAGCAGUCUCCAGCCUCUGGGCCGAGGGCUCACUCCUCCAGCCCGGCAAGCCUCCUCCCCCAGGAUUCGAUGACUCCGACCGGCAUUCACACCGGCUUGAAUCAACAGCAGCAGCAGCAGCAGCAGCAGCAGCAGCAGCAGUACCAUCAGUCACACUCGUACAUGCCACUCACCGGGCUCCAAGCUGUUUCGACGUUGGCCAGCCAACAAAAGACCGAUGGUGCCAUCGAUUUGACGGCAUUCCCCCCGGGCUUGACGCAACAGCUCUACCAUCAAACCCAGCAGCUCUCGCAGUAUCAGCACCAGCAGCCUACGUCUGUUGCCACGCGUGGUGGGGAGAUCUAUGUGCAGGAGCACGAACAGUAUACCCUGCCCGGGAAUGGGUCCUCUGCCCCAACCGGGGCCAUGCACCUUGGUGAGCGGUCCCAUCAGCAGCUACAUCAACUGGCCUCCGAUGAGCACUUCCACCACCAGCAGCAGCAGCAGCAGCAGCAGCAACACCAUGCCCACCAGCAACAGCAGCAGCAGCAGCAGCAGCAGCAGUAUCAGACGCAAUAUUCCCAGCCACCACCGCAGCAGCAGCAGCAGCAGCAGCAGCAGCAGCAACAACCGCCGCAGUCGCAGUAUCGUCAGCAGCAGUAUCAGUCGCAGACAGCCGAUCAUCCCUCCUCCCAUGAGCAGGCAGGGCGACAGCGCCCGCCCAAUCGGACAACGGCCCCGCAGCAUGAGCCCCGACUUGCAACUCCCUCCGCUCCCUCGGAUCCGGCCUUGGCCCGACUAGCUGAUGAUCCGGGCGCAGGCUACGGCAUGCCAUCACGCCAUCAUGCCUCUCAGGGUGAUCGCCGGCCAUCGGGCCCGGCGUCGGUGUCGGCGCACGGGGCCCAGAAGGCCUCCCUCCGCGCAGGUCUCGGAACGGCUCGGACUGAUGUGGCACUGGCCGCAGCAGCGGCCGCUGCCAUUUCCUCUGCGUUGUCCAGCACGCCGGCAAACUCGGCCCCGACACCUGGCGAUACCGGCCCCAUGCAUGCAGGUCGGUCGAACUUUGUCUUCAAUGGCUCCUUCAGCCCGAUGGCCUUGCUGGGUCCGGAAGCUGGUCGCGCAUACCUCCGGCGAAGCCAGGCUAACCGAGCGGGCGCCAAGCAAAGGCCCCCCCUUUCGCCUGCGACCACCACCGGCAAUACACCCGUGGCCGCCGGCACCGGUGUCGCCGCCGGCGCCCCGGCUGAGGGGGACGCUGCCGAGGGGCCCGGUCCGGCUGAGGGCCCGGAGGAGCGCCUGCCAUCUUUGGGGUCUGCCGAUUCGCUCACUGGACCCGGCAGCCCUUUGUCUCCGGCCUGUCGGAAGCGCAUGCUGGAUUCGGUGUAUGCCUAUCUUCGGCACCCGGCGCGGACCGAGCGCUCGGUGAUUAUCAUGUCGGCGCGUGUGGCACAAAAGUCCUAUGGCUCGGAGAAGCGCUUCCUCUGCCCGCCGCCGUUGGUUUUGCUCCGUGGCUCGGCAUGGGCGAGCACCUCGGCGAGUGGGGGGGCCACUGGGGCUGAGGUGGCCAGUGCGGCCAGCCUGCCGGCCGGCACCUCCUCCGACUUGACUCCGGUGAGUGGCCUGGUGGCUGGGCCCCUGCGCAGUGGACAGUUCGUGGACACCCAGCAGUCCAGCUUGCCGUUGAUUUCGAUUGCCUUCGACGAGCAGCAGACCGCCGGCGAGUCGGGCGUCGCCUCAUCGCCGCCAUCCGCCAAUGGUGGCGCCGGCUCGGGCGACUGGCCAGACGCCGGUGCCAGCACUCUAGCUCUGUCGAGCCCGUCGGCCCUCGGGACCACUUCCUCCUUCCUGCAUAUCCACCGGCAAAUAGCGGACACCUGUGGGCGGUCGGCCUUCCGAUCGCUCUUUGUCAGUGACACCGAUCGGCGAAAGCAUGUCUGCCUGCACACCCGGGUGUGCACUUCAACUGGACGCGAGCUCGGUGUCUUCCGGAGCCGGCCACUCAAGGUCAUCUCCAAGCCCUCGAAGAAGCGUCAGGGCGACCGGAAUGUUGAGCUCUGCAUCACUUCCGGCAUGAAUGUGGCCCUCUUCAAUCGCCUGCGAUCGCAAACCGUCAGUACCAAGUACCUGGCCACCGAUCAGCGCCGGUUCGUCGGACACACCCAUCUGUGGGAAGAGUUUACGAUUGUUGCCGUCGGGCCCAAUGGUCGAGAGAGGCCCAUUUCGCGCAAUGCCCCGACCGAUGAGCAAUUCCUGCAGUAUGGAAUGGAUGUGGUCCUGCGCUCGGUCCAAGACCCGUCAAUCGUGUCUCCGGUGCUGGUUAUCCGCAAGGUCGAGCGCUCGCAGGCCAUCAUCACCCCCCCACAAACCACCUUCACCGAUGACGCCGGAUCCAAUUCCCCGGAUGUCCCGGUGUCACAGCUUCACAAGGUGGCCUUCCAGCUGCGCGAUCAGCCGGGAGCCUACCUGGCCCUUGUGGAGGAUGAGAUUGCCAUCUCGCAUGCGACCAAUCGGUGUGUCCUUCCGCCAACCAUCCCGUCGGCGUCGGCGGCCGCGGCGGCCGCCGUCGGUGGCAAGGGGGCCGGCGAAAAGACCACCGGCGGCCGUGGCCGCGGCCGUGGAGUCAAGGCUGCCGCUGCUGCUGCUGCUGCUCCGAUCAUUGUCUCCCCGGACAUCGACGUCCUGGUCUCACCCAGUGCCCAACUGGAGGGCGAGACCAUUGCCGACUCAGCCGCCUGGACCAUCGUUGGCACUGAGCGCAUCCAGUACAACUUCCACUUCCACCAUUCACCGCCGAUGAAUGUCCCUGCCACCAAUGCGGCGUCCAUCAUUCCCGUGUUGGACUCCAUCCGGCUGCAGAAUCUUCACUUCUUGGAGCUCCAUGGUGAUUACUUCACCGAGGAUCUGCAUGUCUUCUUCGGCCCGGUCCCUGCGGUUCUGUCGCGCUACCGGUGUGCCAAUCUGCUGGUGUGCAUUCCGCCCUCCUUUGAAGAUGCGCUGGCGGCUUGUCGCCGAGCACAGGAGGUCGGCGUCACGGAUUGGUCCUCCUCCUCGGCUCCCUCUUGCAAUGAUCCCUUCCGGUCGGCAUCGCUGUUGAUGGCUCCGGCCAAGCCGCCGCUCUUUGAUCUGGCCAAUCGCCAUCAUUUUGAGCCCUCCGGUGCCAAGGGACCCGGCGGGCUGACCUUGCCGAUUCUCCUCCUGCGGAACUCGGACCAGGCCAUCUUCAACACCGGGGUCAUGAUGAACCUCGAGGUGGGCUUGAUGCAGAUCUUCCCGGCCACCGGGCAUCCGGCGGGCUCGGCAGCGACCGGGGCCCUGGCCGACAUUUCGGCCGAUGGCAGCGUUGGCGCCGGCCCGGCCAGCUGCAUGCCGGGCAUUGGUGAUGCCGGCCCGGAGCUCAAUAUUCCAGUGGUCCUGCCGCCCCAGACAGGCUGACAAAAUGCCCAGUCGGGGGUGUCGGAAAAUGUAAACUCUUCUCUG
Fonticula alba is the source of this 4451-nucleotide messenger RNA. RefSeq lists its product as hypothetical. Gene Ontology annotation, cellular component: nucleus. Bases 174 to 4406 code for a protein of 1410 amino acids. Gene Ontology annotation, biological process: regulation of transcription by RNA polymerase II. Gene Ontology annotation, molecular function: RNA polymerase II cis-regulatory region sequence-specific DNA binding; DNA-binding transcription activator activity, RNA polymerase II-specific. The transcript is spliced from 7 exons. The record is from RefSeq and is a predicted model, not a curated record. NCBI's taxonomy places the organism in Eukaryota, Rotosphaerida, Fonticulaceae.